This is a messenger RNA of Amborella trichopoda, 2058 nucleotides long. Its product is annotated as fluoride export protein 1. Lineage: Eukaryota; Viridiplantae; Streptophyta; Magnoliopsida; Amborellales; Amborellaceae. The record is from RefSeq and is a predicted model, not a curated record. Gene Ontology annotation, cellular component: plasma membrane. Gene Ontology annotation, biological process: fluoride transmembrane transport. Gene Ontology annotation, molecular function: fluoride transmembrane transporter activity.
UCUCAUUGUUUUUCCAUCUCUUCCUUCUAAAUUUCUUUCCUUUCUCUUUCGUCCUCUGCAUUUCUUCCCUCUCUUAGAGCAUAUUUCUUGUUAGGCAUCCUUAUCUGCUCUAUCAUCCAUUCGGCACCCCAUUUCACAUUCCUAACCACUCCACCCUAAACCUGCCAUUCUUUUUGGAUACCAAGUCAAUAAAAAUUUUCUGAAGGACUAGAAGCUUUCGUAGAACGCUUGCUUUUUCCUUACAUAUUGAGAAAAAUCGACUGGCUUCAUUCGACCUGCAUUCAAAGGAAUUCUACUUAGAAUUGAUGAGAAGAGUUCAUUAAAGGAAGCAAAUACUCUUUCAGUGGAGAUUGUGUUGUGAAAUAUUCACUCGGAAUCAUGGAUGGGCAAGAGAAUAUUAAUGGUCAAGCACCAGGCACUGAUAGAAGUACAAUAGAAAGUUACCUUUCAUUGAGUGAAUACAGGAAGGGUUCUUUUGAGUUCAAGGCGAUGCCCAUACCCAAUGACGCUCUUAUGUAUUCAGAUGCUUUUUGCUUACAAGAAGGUGUGAUUUCAAACAUGUCAUCCCCAUUAUCACCUUUGGCAUCAGAGAUUAUGUCUCCUCUUUCAAUUGAUGCUAUGUUAGAUACAAGGCCAAAGGAACAAGCAUCCAGUGAGCAAUUGGAGGCAAAACAGGAACAUGUUCCUCGAAUGUUUAAGCUUUCGUCAGUAUUGAUCCAUUUGGCUCUUUUUGGUAUUUUUGGGGUACUAUUGAGGUAUGGUUUGCAAGUGGUAUUUGGGCCCGAUGUUGCAGGGUUUACAGAUGAUCAUUCUCCUCUAUUUUAUAGUGACUUCCCAGCUAAUAUACUUGGAUCUUUCCUUAUGGGAUGGUUUGGGUUUGUGUUUAAACCCACCAUCUUGGAAUUCUCGGAGGAGUUAGCCCUCGGGCUUACUACGGGGUUCCUGGGAAGCCUCACCACCUUCAGCAGUUGGAUCCAGAAAAUGCUCACUUUAACAACCCAGGGGCGAUGGGUGUUUGGCCUUUUGGGCCUUCCAAUAGGCUUGUGGAUCACGAUUGGUGCAAUAAGGUCUGGCAUAGAGACUGGAAAGAAAUUAAGGCAAUUCAUGGACCAUGAAGGCCAUUACGAAACUUCUUGCUUUGAUGGGAAAUGUCGGGUUAAGAGCUGUAGGGAUAAGAUGGUCUCCUUUGGCAUUGUCCUGGUCAUGUUGGCCUUGGUAUUGGGGCUAAGCAUUUUCCUUACUUGCCAAAGGUCCAAGAAACUAGGGCUGGCUUGUUUGUUUGGCCCACUUGGUGUAUGGACUCGAUGGUUUCUUACUCGGUUUAAUGGUAGAGGCUUUGGGUCUAAUCAGCGCCUAAUGUGGAUUCCAUGGGGGACUUUACUUGCUAAUGUACUUGCUUCGGGGAUUAUGGCGUCUUUAUCCACAUUGAACAUAGCUGAAAAAACUGAACAUUAUCAGACUGUUAUAGAGGCUAUACAGCUUGGGUUCUUGGGCUGUAUGAGCACAGUCUCGACAUUUGUUGCAGAGGUUUAUUCCUUGGCUGAGAACGGCCAUGUUUGGAGAGCGUUCUGGUAUUCGAUUCUGAGUAUAGGAUUGUCAUUUGCUUUGGGGACUUUGGUCUAUUCUGUACCUGUUUGGACCAAGUGUUACUCUUUUACAGAUGGAAGGUGAGCCAUAGGAUUAUCACAAAACCAAUAAGAACUCUCUCUGCUACCUGGCGGAUGUCCAACGACUUCGCGGACCUGCUGGCGAAGGAGGGUGCUAGAAGACACGGCGAGGCAGCUCAAACUGGAUCCACAUUCUUUUUUACCAGUGAACCACUUUUUAUUUUUUGGGCCUUUUUUUUUGUUUUCCUCGUUGUUGUACACCUGAAGGGGGGCAAUUUUAUGCGGCCUUUCCAAGCCUCUUUUUGUAUAUCGUUUUCCAGGGGGAUAUCUUUUUACUGUAUAGGGGUUUUCGAUCUUCUUUAACCGGGGUUCCCGUCUAGUGGAUUCGCCUGGAGAAACAAUACUUUGUACUUCCCUUUCUCAGCAAUACAAAUGUUAACAUUAAAAACUC